Messenger RNA from Zootoca vivipara (common lizard), 2250 nucleotides. NCBI's taxonomy places the organism in Eukaryota, Metazoa, Chordata, Lepidosauria, Squamata, Lacertidae. The record is from RefSeq and is a predicted model, not a curated record.
GAGGAUAAAGGUGAACAACCCUGGUCACUCUUGACUUGGGCGCCUCUCCCAGCGAGGAAGUGCAGCUUGUUCGUCUUUUCCCUCCGCGCUGAGGCCAUUUAAGCGCAACCGACAGCUCCCGCGGAGCCCAAUUCUGCGCGCGCGCUCCCUGCGCUGAACUGAACCGGUGUCGUCGAGGCGCCUCCUCGGGGAGGCGGCGGAGGCUGCGCUGCCUAUGGAGAGCCGAGGGGAGGGCGCAGCCGCCUCCGCCGGCGACAUGGCCGCCCUGCACGCCGCCAAGGGAGCGCUGCGAGCGGAGCUGAAGCGUCGCCUGCGAGCCCUGAGCGACGCCGAGAAACUGCGCCAGUCGCGUCUCGUGCGCGGCAAGGUGCUGGAGCAUCCUAAAUACCAAGCAUCCCGGAGAAUCGCAGUCUUCCUAAGCAUGUCGGAUGAGGUCCAGACAGAAGAAAUCAUUAAGGACAUUUUCCAGCGUGGCAAAGAGUGCUUCAUUCCACAUUACAAGCCCCGGAGCAGCCACAUGGACAUGGUGAAGCUAGCUUCCUAUGAAGAAAUUGCUUCUCUCCCCUUGACUUCUUGGAACAUCCAUCAGCCGUCUGAAAACGACAUCAGGGAAGAAGCCUUGUCAGCAGCAGAGGGUCUGGAUCUCAUCCUCGUGCCAGGACUUGGUUUUGACCAAACCGGCAACAGACUGGGAAGAGGAAAGGGGUACUAUGACACAUACCUGGACAGGUGCAGACAGCAUCCCAAAGGAAAACCUUACACAAUCGCCUUGGCUUUUAAAGAACAAAGUGGACACAGACAGGGGGAUGUUACUCCACCCAGUUGAACUUCCUGUUACACCUGGUCUGGGGGCAUCUUACUCCUGCAUGUGACCAGAUAGGUGGGCGUGACCCCGGCAGACCCUACAAAGGGGCCAGUCAUGCAACCAUCUUCUGUAACUACAAGCUAAAGCAGGCUUCCUCAACCUCGGCCCUCCAGAUGUUUUUGGCCUACAACUCCCAUGACCCCUAGCUAGCAGGACCAGUGGUCAGGGAUGAUGGGAAUUGUAGUCUCAAAACAUCUGGAGGGCUGAGGUUGAGGAAGCCUGAGCUAAAGCCUGCCUUCAGGGAUCAUACUGUGAACUGAAUGUAAGUAAACUUCUUGUUACUCUUUAAGGAAAGACUGUUGUGUCUUUACUUCUUAUUAAAGAGGGAACAAAAGGGGACUUACAAGGAAUAAACUCCAAUUUGGGCAUGCCAGAUUGGGCUGCUUAACUAAAGAGAUUCAAAUGAAUCUGCAAACUAGCUUCCUGCUGUGUAAAGAGGAAUGAGCUCUGCUAUGUGACUCACUAGCGUGAGUGAGGAAGGAUAAUAUUUAAUCAAUAUAUCCUCUCCUACUACCCACAAUAUUCCCACACCUAGGUGGGUGGGUUUUUACCAGGUCUGGAAAGGUUCUGACACCUUCUGUUUAGUGAUUCACUACAUGGGGCAGCUGCAUGCAGUGUCCGACACUAGGUUGCUUAAUCUCAUGGGGCGGUGGUCCUCAGUUCCUGACUGUAGGAUGGGGGUUAGUCCAACCCUCCAGCACCUUUGUUAUCGGUGGCAUCCCUAGUGUAAGGGGGAGAAAGUACAGAGUACCUCCCCCUUGCAUCAGAAGUAGCUCCUCCCCAAGCAGUGAUGGAAGCGAGGGCUCUGAGGAGACUAGUCAGGAAGUGGAGAGAGAGGGCCAGGGCUCCAGCAGCAUGGGAGAGCCCCGGCUACACAGGAGGGAGGAAAGAGAGGGGGAGAAGGGGGAAAAGGAAAGCAUGGAGCGUAGACCCUUUCCUCCGGUUCCGGAAUUAUGCAGGAGAAAGAAAGGGAGGAGAUUCACUGUCCCGAGACUCCUAUGUUGGAGAAGAUCACGUGGGGGGGGGGGCAGUGCCGGAUUCUGCAUCGGAAUGAGCAGACAUGUUUUACACACCUGUCUCAGUCGUUACUCUGGAGUAGUCACAAGACCCUCUGACACCUAGGUAAGCAAAAAAGAAGCUGAGGGACAAGAUGGGGGUGGCUGGGCAGUAUUGCAUAACACUUUGUCAGCUUUGAAAAUAAAAUGGGACAAUCCCCAUAGAGGCUGUCUUGAGCUCUAUGGGGACAUAUGAGUAUGAAUAGGCUCCUGGCAUCAUGGAAAGCUGCGUUAUGCUGAGUGUCAGGCAUGGAGAGUUCUCCCCUCCCUUCGCUAACUUCACAGAUAAGAAUUAAUGAGCAGUUGAUAGAUUUAUAGUCCUUUUAUUAC